AUGGCUUCCAAGGAGAGCCAAAUGACCGCCACGCUCCUGACUUCCAUCCUGGCAGCUGUGUUCGGCUCCCUCCAGAUCGGCUACCACACAGGCAAUGUCAACGCCCCAGCAAGGAUCAUCGAGGAGUUCUUCAACCACACCUGGUGGUCCAGACAUAAUCAGUCAAUGCCAGAUCACAGCCUGACCUUCCUGUGGUCCCUCUCCGUCAGCAUCAAGGACUUUGGAGCCCUGCUGGGGUCACUAGGGGUCAAGUGUCUUGCUGACACCUUCGGCAGGCGUAACUCCAUCCUGAUAGUGAAUGCCCUGUCGGUGGUGGGAGCCUGUCUGAUGUUUGCCUCUAAAGCCAAUGAGUCCUUUGAGAUGCUGAUCGUUGGUCGGCUGGUGUUCGGUCUGUUCUGUGGCCUUGUGAUGUGUCUCAACCCUCUCUACAUCCAGGAAGUCUCCCCCACCAACCUCAGAGGGGCCUUCGCUACCCUCAACCAGGUGUCCUUCGCUACGGGCAUACUCCUGGGCAUGGUAGCUGGUCUUGAAACAGUGCUGGGGACGAAAGAGCUGUGGGCUAUGAUGUUAUCCCUGUCUCUGAUACCUGCCCUGCUACAGUACCUGGCCCUCCCCUUCUGUCCUGAGAGCCCCAGAUACCUGCUCAUCAACUGCGGUCAGGAAAGCCAGGCAGAGACUGCCCUGUGCCGUCUGAGAGGCCCGUCAGAUGAGGUGUUCACGGAGCUGGAGGAGAUGAAGCAGGAGGCGGCUCACACCCAAUCAGCCCUCACCGUCAAGGAGUUCUUCACCAAACGCUCCUACCGACAGCCAAUCAUCAUCGUCCUCAUCGUUAACCUGGGCUCCCAGCUCUCAGGCUUCAACGCGAUCAUCAAUUAUUCCACCAAGAUGUUUGACAAGGCUAACUUUGACGAAGCCAAGUAUCUGACGCUGGGGGUGGGGGCUGUGAACGUGGCCUUCACUCUGGUGGCGUUCUUCCUGAUGGAGAGGGCGGGGCGUAGGAAACUACUGCUGACUGGCUUCCUGUGUCUAGCUGUGUGCAACCUCUCCAUGACCGUCAUAGACUCAGUCCUGUUCCUUGUCCCAGAGCUGCGUAGCCUGCAGGUGUUGGUCGUGUUCUUCCUGAUCUCAGCCUAUGAGGUGGGACCUGGUCCUAUUUCCUGGUUCAUCGCUGCAGAGCUGUUUGACCAGCCAGCCAGACCAAUCGCCAUGGCCUUCACCAGCAUGCUCAACUGGGGAGGGAAGUUCAUGCUGAAACUGUGUGGUGCUUAUGUGUACCUCCUCUUUAUGACCAUGGCUCUGGCAGCCUUCAGCUUCACUUGGAGACGCCUACCUGAGACCAAGGGACGCACCUUCGAUGACAUCGCAGCCGAGUUCCGAGAGUCCGAGGGCAUCCCCCUGCACAUUAAGACUGGUUUCAACACCUUCCCCUGACCUGACCGCCCUGGCCCCCCUCUCACCUUACCCCCUCCCCGGAGGUCGGAGGUUGUACUGGGGGGGGUCACCGAGGUCUUCUUGUGUUCAACCUUCGCUUGGGACAAAUCCUUUAUUGUAUUCAACCUUUUGCUUAACCAGGUCAGAACACGACCUCUAACACAAGGGAGACAUGGUGGGACUGAUACAGGACUUCAGGUGGUGGCCUCCCACAGUG
This is a messenger RNA of Oncorhynchus nerka (sockeye salmon), 1648 nucleotides long. It is a transcript of the gene slc2a1c, whose product is annotated as solute carrier family 2, facilitated glucose transporter member 1. Gene Ontology annotation, molecular function: D-glucose transmembrane transporter activity. The record is from RefSeq and is a predicted model, not a curated record. Lineage: Eukaryota; Metazoa; Chordata; Actinopteri; Salmoniformes; Salmonidae. Gene Ontology annotation, cellular component: basolateral plasma membrane; plasma membrane; apical plasma membrane. Gene Ontology annotation, biological process: response to insulin; dehydroascorbic acid transport. Bases 1 to 1431 code for a protein of 476 amino acids. The transcript has 10 exons.